AUGAGUUGUUUCCUUGUCACUCCUGGUCCAUUUGCAAGUGACCCCUGCAGCUUACCCAUCCAUUCACCCAGUUUCCUUCAUUCAGCAGGAGAUCCUUUUACCCUCUCCAGCUGCCACUGCCAGAGCUUGAUUCCUAUAGAGGAGUCCAGGCUAGAGCCAGUUACUGCUGUGGAAGGGAGUCUGGCUGUAGUUGGAGAACAGUGCCUGGCCCCUCCCUAUUGGUUCCCCCUGGGCUGGUUGGUGGGUGAUUUCUGCUGUAUCCAACACAGGGGCAGAUGGAUGGAGAUGGGCAUUCUGAGGGAGAACCUAAGAAAUGGUGCUCACUCUUUCCAUUCCCCCUAA
Molecule: messenger RNA, 342 nt
Organism: Pipistrellus nathusii (Nathusius's pipistrelle)
Lineage: Eukaryota; Metazoa; Chordata; Mammalia; Chiroptera; Vespertilionidae
Source: the annotation of a GenBank genome assembly